GAAAUAAUAAUGAAACUUAAUUCAUUUUAAUAAUAGAUAAUUAUUUAGGUGGUUUUUUGUUGAUAUAAAUUUAUUGUUUAUAAAAUAUAAACCAUGAACAAAGGUAAAGUAUUUUAUGUAUUUUAUAUUUUAUUUUUGUUUUUAUUUUAUCUUAAUACACGAUACAAAUAUACGGUUGGUAGUGAAGUGCAAUUUGUCGGGUGGCUUUUUGAAGUUUCACCAUCUAGGAAAAUAAAAAAAUAAUUGGCGCUAUGAUGGUGAUUAGCGUCAAAACACUACACCAAGAUCUAUAGAUCUUGACACUACACUACACCGGCAAUUCAUAUCAGACAUUCAGAUAUACUAUCAUUACUAUCAGUAUUAAUAAUAUGUCCAAUCAAGUCGUGGGUAGGACGUGAAAAUACAUAGGUUUCCAUCGGACGUGAAAAUUCAAAAUAUUUACUGUGUACAUUAAAUUAUACAAUGAAAUAUAUUACUCGUAUUAUUCAUAACAUUCAUGUAAAUCACGAAAUACGAAAUGUUCGUUCAAAAUUCACAAAAGCAGCUGUUCUAAAAACUGUUAAAGAACCAUUGGUUCUUGAGGAUUUUAAAAUACCAGAUAAACUCAAAGAUGGCCAACUUCGGAUUGCUGUUAAGUAUUGUGCUGUGAACAUGUCUGAUGCUUUAAUCUGCUCUGGAUUAUCAGAAAUUAAACCAACAUUGCCAUAUGUCCCUGGUUUUGAAAUUGUCGGUGAAGUAAUUGAAUCUAAAGCUACAAACGCCGAUGAAGAAGAAGAAGAUAUAUCAGUAGGUGACCGAGUGUUGGUUUUAAACAAAGAAAUCAUGGGUGGAUUUGCUGAAGAAUGUAUUGUUGAUGAAAAAGAUGUUUUUGGAAUACCAUCAGAAUUGUCUUAUGAAACUGCUGUGUCAAUUGGAGAUAGUUAUGCAACUGCAUUAAUAGGAUUGGCUCGACGUGCAAACUUAAAAAAAGAUAAUACUAUUUUAGUAACAGCAGCUGCUGGUGGUUUAGGUUUAGCUGCAGUCGAUAUAGCUGCAAAUAUGUGUAAAGCUAAAGUUAUUGGAGCUUGUCGUUUGGAAAAAAAUACAUCUAUUGUAAGAGAAAAAGGAGCUUUUAUUUCAUUUGAAAUUAAAAGCCCAGAGUCUUUGUGCAAAAGAGUAUUAAAAGAAACUGAUGGCAAAGGAGUGGAUGUGGUAUUUGAUGCUGUUGGUGGAGAAAUUUUCCCAUCAGCAUUAGAUUGUGUUGGCCUUGAAGGUAAAGUACUAGUUGCAGGUUUUGCAUCAUUACAACUACCACAGUUAAAUAUUAAUGAACUUCUACGCCGACCUUCAUUUAGUUUAAUUGGUGUAUCAUUGAAUAAUUAUCGUACACAUUCAGUAAGGAUAUACAGGCAAUCUGUCAAAGAUGUAUUAACUAUGUGUAAAAUGGGUGUGAUUACUCCAAAUAUAUCAGAAACAUUAAAACUUGAUCAAGUGAAUGAAGCAUUAGAACAUUUUUCAACUGACAAAAGCAGUGGUAAAAUUUUAUUAAAAAUUGCUGAUUAAUUGGUAAGAAUAUAGAAUUUAAAAUUAAGUAGAAUUUUCAGUUAAAAAUACUAAAAAAUUUGUUUAAGGUAUUUAUAAGUAUUAUAUAAAUAUAUGAAAUAUAUUUGUUUA
Molecule: messenger RNA, 1653 nt
Organism: Aphis gossypii (cotton aphid)
Lineage: Eukaryota; Metazoa; Arthropoda; Insecta; Hemiptera; Aphididae
Product: quinone oxidoreductase-like protein 2 homolog
Exons: 6
Coding region: 463-1542 (359 amino acids)
Cellular component (GO): mitochondrion
Molecular function (GO): oxidoreductase activity
Source: RefSeq, a predicted model, not a curated record